CACCAGCUCUGCCUCUCAUCUUUACCAGUGUCUGCUCGUCUGUGAUACCUUAUUUUUGUUGCAUUUCACACAGAAAUGAAUCUCCUGAGCUUCACUGUGGUGCUGGGACUGCUGGUGGGGACAUGGGCUCUACCCAUCGUGCGAUGGCCUCUGUGCGACUCCCCCGAGGCGGAGGAGGCUGCUCUGGUGGCGCAGGAUUACCUCAACGCCCAGCACCAUCAUGGCUACAAGUAUGUACUGAACCAGAUCGAUGAAAUCAAGGUCUACACGAAGCCAGAUGGAGAUGAAUACGACAUAGAAGUUGACCUGCUGGAGACAGACUGUCACGUGUUGGACCCGCUGCCUCUUGCAAACUGCACAGUCAGGCCCAAAGUACAGACGGCGGUAGAAGGAGACUGUGAUGUGGUGCUGAAGAAGGUUGGCGGUGUUCUGAAGGUCAUUGCAUUCAAGUGCAAAUCAGAGGUAUCCACAGAGGAUUUGUGUUUGGGCUGUCCCAGCCUCCUUCCCCUCAAUAACACCGAUGUGCUGGAUUUUGUCCAUGCCUCUCUGACAACCUUCAACAACAUGACUGUGAACACGACACACGUUCUUCUCGAGGUUGGAAGGUUGUCAUCACAGAUUGUGUCUGGUGGGCCCAUCUUCAUAACAGAAUAUGUGGUUGUUGAGGGAAACUGCACCGAGGAUCCCUGCGUGCCUCUCAACGAUGCCAUGGCUGCUCGUGGGAUUUGUACAGCCAAAGGUACAAUCGCCCAGCACAGUGUGGACUGCAAGAUGUUCUCCACUCUGAUUCCCAUUGUAGAUGCCAACAGCACUGCAGCUGCAGACCCCGUCCUACCACCAGUGGUUCAUGUGCAAACACACGGCCUGUCACACAAGCACGGCCACAGCCACCACAAACUGACGGCUCUCCACAACCCCCAUCUGUUAUAUUCAUCAGAAACACAUGAAGAUGGACCUUUCCUUGCAGUCCCUUCUGCUGCUGCUCCAGCUGCAGAUCCAGCUCCAGCUCCAGCUGCAGACCCUGCUCUCGCUGCAGACCCUGCCCUUGCUGCAGAUCCUGCCCUUGCUGCAGAUUUUGGAGAAUCCUUAAGGAGUAAGGAUACAUCACCUAGCUUGAAGAAGAGAGAUGUAUCUGCUGCAGCUGCUGCCGUGGUUGAUGCUCCUGCUGUUCAAACAGGACCAGUUACUCUCGUGCCAGUCUGCCCAGGAAGAGUCAGAUUCUUCUAAGUGUUCAAGUCCCACAGACUCUAUACUUGCUUUAAUUUGUAGCAGAGCACCUUUGAUACUCGAGCCAUGUCCAGUAGUAGCAGUUGGAAUAAUUUGUUUUAAACUGUCAAAUCAGACAAUCAUCUGUGUAAAACUGAAUGUAAUGCUCAUCAUUAAAUCUUCAGUAAAGGUGUUUAUAAAUCAAAA
This is a messenger RNA of Neolamprologus brichardi, 1413 nucleotides long. NCBI's taxonomy places the organism in Eukaryota, Metazoa, Chordata, Actinopteri, Cichliformes, Cichlidae. The record is from RefSeq and is a predicted model, not a curated record.